Molecule: messenger RNA, 384 nt
Organism: Stylonychia lemnae
Lineage: Eukaryota; Ciliophora; Spirotrichea; Sporadotrichida; Oxytrichidae
Source: the annotation of a GenBank genome assembly
AUGUUUCUUGCGAUCACCUCACAUUUCGAAUAAGUAGUUGAUGACUCAAGCUGGGGUUGGAGCAAUGAGACCAUAUACACUGCAACUCUAAUUAACCGGGAGACAAAGGAAAAAAUCGGAUUGAGAGAUGGAGUAUCCCAAGUCUACAGUAUGCAGCAAGUGAAGGGAUGCAAAGGCCUGUUGAUGGUUCAGAUGCGCAGUCUCUGCCUUCUUGACAUUGAGAAUCUGAAAGUCACUCAUCUUUGCAGUAAUUCUUUGGGUUAUUCUGACAGCGAUUUGACAAGCACUUUCUGCUAAGUGGACAAUGGGAAUGGACUGCAAAUAGGGAUGGUUUCGUUCGAUUAAAAAGUUUCAGCUGUGAAGAUUUGCUCCUUUAAAUAUUGA